AUGAGUGGCCUCGAUGCAGCUGCCGGCAUUGCUGGCCUGUUGACCUUGUCCUUCACCUGUUUGCAAGGCUGUAUCAAAGGCUUUACCCUAUUACGUCGAGCGCGCAGCCAUGACCGUGAUGUUGCCGGCGUGAGCUUGAUGAUCGAACUUGAACAACACAAGUUUCUGACUUGGGCCGAAGAAGCUGGUCUGUUCGAGGAUCCGCCCGACCUGCGGGUUAACGCCCGGGACGCUCGCUACGUACCAAAGAUCCUGGCUCAAUUGAAGAAACUUCUGCUAGAUGUGAAUGGGCUGAGGAAACGCUACCAUCUGGACGUCAAGGAGGAUCCAGAAGAAAUCCUUGACCUCGACGAGGACAAUUCCGCCGGUGCCAAGCUACCGUCGCAACACCGAAAGAGCCUAUCUGAACUAUUUCACAACAAAACCAAUUGGAGAAAAUGGACCUGGAUUGCCUUUGAUGAGAAGAACGUGCGCAUGUUGAUGGAUGAUGUGAAGGUCCGGGUAGCCCAGCUUCAGCAGUUCCUUGACCACGAAAGGCAGGUUAGAAUGGAUCAGGCAUUUGAUGUAUUGCUGCGGACGACCGUGGUCAAAACUGCCAACGAACAAGAGCUGGACGUUAUCGGUCACGAUCGCAGUCAGUCUUUCUCCAAGGGGGCCAUUCCCGCAGCUGCCCGCUUGAAACGGCAGGGUCUCGUUUUGGGGGUUACAGAUACUUGCACAGACAGUCACUCAGUCAUCCAAAGGCCAGAAUCUUGGAGGACCUCGACCAGGAGAGACUCACACUCUUUCCUUCCCAGCCUCUCGCUCGCGGCAUCGCCUUCAUUCUCUUCGAAGUCGAUGAGGCUGAACUGGAACGAACUCACCGCCCCGCCGUCACAGACCGAGAGCGGUGGUGGAGGCAUCAAGCUACCGCUGCUAGAGAAUCGGGUGGACCGAGUUUCAGCAUUCUUGCACGAACUUGACCCGUCCUUCCACAGUUUGCCCUGUCGUGGCUACAUCAAAGAUUGGGCUGCAAAGGACCGAUAUGCCUAUGUCUUUGAUCUUCCUUUUAGUAUGUACCCUCCAACAGUGCAACAGAGCGCCGCGAGGAGCCAUAUGGACUUCCCAUCAUUGCCGAGUAUGCACACCUUGCGAGAUAUGCUAGAACGACCGAUGGAAAAUCCGUCUCUCAAUCUCCGACUUUCCUACGCUAUUACACUCUUGGAGACGUUGCUUCAGAUCCAUACCGCUGACUGGCUGCACAAGGAACUUCGGUCUGACAAUAUCCUCUUCAUCCAGGGCCCUCAAUUGGGCAAUGCCUCUAAUGAGGAUAUUCUGCUUUCUCCGAUAUAUGUUGCAGGCUAUGUCUAUGCCAGACUAGACAGUCCAUAUGAACUCACAGAGCCCACAGAGUCAGACUUCGAAAACGACCUGUAUCGUCACCCGAUGUCGAUGGGCCCGUCCAGGGGGUCAUAUCGCAAGAGCUUCGAUAUUUUUAGUGUCGGUUGCGUCUUGCUUGAGCUCGGACUGUGGGCAAGCCUUCCCGAUAUUCUGCGGACUUGGUCCAGGGAUGGUCAUCGUGGUGUAGGCUUGACAGAUGCUACCUCCAAGAGCCCGCAUUUCCCAUUUUCUCCUUCACUGGCCAUGCUCACCCCGAAGUCAUCGUCCAAUUCCAUCAACAGGCUGAGUCGUGACAACUUGAAGGAGAGGCGGAGUCGUGAUUUGAAGUUGCAGAGAAGCGUUCACUCUGUCGACCAAGAAAUGGGCGACAAAAGCCCGGCGCCUGUCUUUGACCUUCUGGAACUGCGACACCAACUGCUCCUCUCCAAUUGGAAUGCGGAGAGCGGUCCUAAGAACGCUGUGACGCGUGCUUCGUCUCAUGGUAUUCUGAAGGCGUUGAGAGGAGCGGCGGGCAUCGGAUAUGCAAAGGUGGUGGAGAGGUUCCUCGGGGUGGUCGAGAACAUGGAGGAAAUUGAUAACUACUCGGAUCUUGUGGGACAAAUGGACGAACAUGAAUACGCUCUCAAGUUGGAGAUGGAAUCUCUAGACUCUCUCAGGGCCAUUGCAAAAGUCAUCUGA
Molecule: messenger RNA, 2058 nt
Organism: Cladophialophora bantiana CBS 173.52
Lineage: Eukaryota; Fungi; Ascomycota; Eurotiomycetes; Chaetothyriales; Herpotrichiellaceae
Exons: 2
Coding region: 1-2058 (685 amino acids)
Biological process (GO): protein phosphorylation
Molecular function (GO): protein kinase activity; ATP binding
Source: RefSeq, a predicted model, not a curated record